This is a messenger RNA of Cynocephalus volans (Philippine flying lemur), 2465 nucleotides long. RefSeq names its product minichromosome maintenance complex component 7 (gene MCM7). Gene Ontology annotation, biological process: double-strand break repair via break-induced replication; DNA replication initiation; DNA replication. The transcript has 15 exons. The record is from RefSeq and is a predicted model, not a curated record. Bases 149 to 2308 code for a protein of 719 amino acids. Gene Ontology annotation, molecular function: ATP hydrolysis activity; single-stranded DNA binding; single-stranded DNA helicase activity. Gene Ontology annotation, cellular component: MCM complex; nucleus. Lineage: Eukaryota; Metazoa; Chordata; Mammalia; Dermoptera; Cynocephalidae.
UCGCACGCCGCGGCGCCGGUCACGUGAGGGGCUACGUUUCGCGCCAAUUUCGGUUGGUCGGCCCCAGUCCACCGCGCGGGCGUUCUUUGCUUCCCGGGGAGCGAAACCCGUGAGCCCGCCAACUGCUGCCGCAAGGCCUUCGGCGUUGAUGGCUCUUAAGGACUACGCGCUCGAGAAAGAAAAAGUUAAGAAGUUCCUGCAAGAGUUUUAUCAAGAUGAGGAAUUUGGGAAGAAACAGUUCAAGUAUGGGGACCAGUUGGUUCAGCUGGCUCAUCGGGAGCAAGUGGCACUGUAUGUGGACUUGGAUGACAUAGCUGAGGAUGACCCUGAGUUGGUGGACUCGAUUUGUGAGAACACCAAGCGCUAUGCAAGGCUCUUUGCUGAUGCUGUACAAGAAUUGCUGCCUCAGUAUAAGGAGAGGGAGGUGGUAAAUAAAGAUGUUCUGGACGUUUACAUUGAGCACCGGCUGAUAAUGGAGCAGCGGAGCCGGGACCCUGGGGCAGCUCGAAGCCCCCAGAACCAGUACCCUCCUGAGCUCAUGCGCAGAUUCGAGUUGUAUUUUCAAGGCCCUAGCAGCAGCAAGCCUCGUGUGAUCCGAGAAGUGCGGGCUGACUCCGUGGGGAAAUUGGUAACUGUGCGUGGGAUUGUCACUCGUGUUUCUGAAGUCAAACCUAGGAUGGUGGUUGCCACUUACACUUGUGACCAGUGUGGGGCCGAGACCUACCAGCCGAUCCAGUCUCCCACUUUCAUGCCUCUGAUCAUGUGCCCGAGUCAGGAGUGUCAAACUAACCGCUCAGGAGGGCGACUGUAUCUGCAGACACGUGGCUCCAAAUUCAUCAAAUUCCAGGAGAUGAAGAUGCAAGAGCAUAGUGACCAAGUGCCUGUGGGAAAUAUUCCUCGUAGCAUCACGGUGCUGGUAGAAGGAGAGAACACAAGGAUUGCCCAGCCUGGAGACCACGUCAGUGUCACUGGCAUCUUCUUGCCAGUCCUACGCACUGGGUUCCGACAGGUGGUACAGGGUUUACUCUCAGAAACUUAUCUGGAAGCCCAUCGGAUUGUGAAGAUGAAUAAGAGUGAGGAUGAUGAGUCUGGGGCUGGAGAGCUGAGCAGGGAGGAGCUGAGGCAGAUUGCAGAGGAAGAUUUCUAUGAAAAGCUGGCAGCCUCUAUUGCCCCAGAGAUCUAUGGGCAUGAAGAUGUGAAGAAGGCACUGUUGCUCCUGCUGGUGGGAGGUGUAGACCAAUCUCCUCGAGGCAUGAAAAUCAGAGGCAACAUCAACAUCUGCCUGAUGGGGGAUCCUGGUGUGGCCAAGUCUCAGCUCCUGUCUUACAUCGAUCGCCUGGCUCCUCGCAGCCAGUACACAACAGGCCGGGGCUCCUCCGGAGUGGGGCUUACGGCAGCAGUGCUGAGAGAUCCCAUGAGUGGAGAACUGACCUUAGAGGGUGGGGUCCUGGUGCUGGCUGACCAGGGUGUGUGCUGCAUCGAUGAGUUUGACAAGAUGGCUGAGGCCGACCGCACAGCCAUCCAUGAAGUCAUGGAGCAGCAGACCAUCUCCAUUGCCAAGGCGGGCAUUCUCACCACACUCAAUGCCCGCUGCUCCAUCCUGGCUGCUGCCAACCCUGCCUAUGGGCGCUAUAACCCCCGCCGCAGCCUGGAGCAGAACAUACAGCUUCCUGCUGCUCUGCUCUCCCGAUUUGAUCUCCUCUGGCUGAUCCAGGACCGGCCCGACCGAGACAAUGACCUACGGCUCGCCCAGCACAUCACGUACGUGCACCAGCACAGCCGGCAGCCCCCCGCCCAGUUUGAACCUUUGGACAUGAAGCUCAUGAGACGUUACAUAGCUAUGUGCCGUGAGAAGCAGCCCACAGUGCCGGAGUCUCUGGCUGACUACAUCACAGCAGCGUACGUGGAGAUGAGGCGAGAGGCUUGGGCCAGUAAGGAUGCCACCUAUACUUCUGCACGGACCCUGCUGGCUAUUCUACGACUUUCCACUGCUCUGGCGCGUCUGCGAAUGGUGGACGCAGUGGAGAAGGAAGAUGUGAAUGAAGCCAUCAGGCUAAUGGAGAUGUCAAAAGACUCGCUUCUAGGUGACAAGGGGCAAACAGCUAGGACCCAGAGACCAGCAGAUGUGAUAUUUGCCACUGUCCGUGAAUUGGUCUCAGGGGGCAGAAGCGUCCGGUUUUCUGAGGCAGAGCAGCGCUGUAUAUCUCGUGGCUUCACACCUGCCCAAUUCCAGGCAGCUCUAGAUGAGUACGAGGAGCUAAAUGUCUGGCAGGUCAAUACUUCCCGGACACGGAUCACUUUUGUCUGAUUGCAGCCUGCUUGACACAUCGGGGUUUGCUCUGCGUCCCUUGCUGACCUGCCCCUUCUGAAGGUGUAAUGAUGCCCUUCAGGGGAAGAGUGUCCCCUCUUCUUCCUGUGCUGCACUUGUUUUAUUCAUUUGCCAAUAAAGUGUUUGUAGAUUGCUA